AUGGGGCGCUACACGGGCAAGACGUGCCGGCUGAGCGUGAUGCUGGCGCUGACGGCGGGAUUCUUCGUGGCCGAGCUGGUGUCGGGCUACGUGGGCAACUCCAUCGCGCUCGUGUCGGACUCAUUCAACAUGCUCUCCGACCUGAUCGCGCUGGUGGUGGGCCUUUCCACCGGGCGCAUCUCCCGCCGCCGGCGCCGCAGCCCCCUGGCCUCCUUCGGCUACGGGCGCGCCGAGGUGGUGGGCGCCCUCUGCAACGCCGUCUUCCUGGUCGCGCUGUCCUUUACCAUCCUGAUGGAGGCGCUGCAGCGACUGGCGCGCCCCGAGGCCAUCAGCGAUGCGCAGCUCAUCCUCGUGGUGGGCACGCUCGGCCUGGCUGUCAAUAUAGUGGGGCUGCUCAUCUUCCAGAACUGGGCCGCUUGCUGCCCCUCCUGCUGCUGCCGCCCUGACCGAACCCCGGCCUCGCCUCCGAGCCACCAAGACGGACCCCAUCAGGAUGGCUCCCCAGCCCUUGAUGCCGCCACAGGAGGGGCAGCCGAAGCCCCGAGCAUGGACCAAGCAGGUGACUCCAUAAAUACCCAGAAAAAGCCUGAAGAAGUGAUAAAGAAAAAAGAGAAAAAGUCUGAAGCCUUGAAUAUCAGAGGUGUGCUUUUGCACGUGAUGGGAGAUGCCCUUGGCUCAGUUAUCGUGGUGGUUGCUGCAACAAUAUUCUAUGUGCUUCCACUGGAUGAGAAGACCCCUUGUAACUGGCAAUGCUACAUCGAUCCUAGCCUCACCAUCAUUAUGGUGAUCAUCAUUCUGUCUUCAGCCUUUCCGCUUAUCAAGGAGACAGCAACUAUCUUGUUGCAGAUGGUUCCCAAGAACGUCAAUAUGCAACUUUUGGCAAACAAACUAUCAGAAGUGCCAGGAGUUAGCAGCAUUCAUGAGGUGCACGUCUGGGAGCUUGUCAGUGGGAAGAAUAUUGCCACCCUCCACGUCAAAUGUCAUACCACUUCUGACUACCUGGAUGCCUCUUACAAAAUGAGGGAAGUGUUCCAUGAAGUAGGGGUCCAUUCAGUGACCAUCCAGCCAGAGUACACAGACCACAAGAGUCCCGAGAUCCUAUGCAGCGCCCCCUGUAUCUCCCAAGCUUGUGAUCCCCAGUUGUGUUGUAGCCAGCAGGAAGCAACCUUUGUCCAAGUGGGAAAUGGCUGCAAUGAGAAAAAUGGCAUCAUCGGCCCAUCACUGCAGAAGGCUUUCUGUAAAAAAGAUGCAGUGGAAAUUCCCAUUGAACCCACGUGGGCAGAAGACAUUGUCAAAAAGGACAGUUGUGAAAAGGACACUUCCAAAGAAACUGGUGAUGGUAGACCAUAUGUAUGGAGUACACAAUUUUAGAGCAUUCAACUUACGCUUUGAAUCAAGGGCAAAACCUUAUUUGAACAAAGCCUGUAUGUCUAAAUAGCAGAUGACUGGUGUCAGGGCUUGUGGUAGUUGAGGGAAACAGACUUUGAAAGCUGGGAACCAGAUGUAAUGUACAAAUUCUCAUUCUGGGCAGAAGUUCUUGAAGUGCUAUGUGAGCAGAAGGCACUUCCUCUUAUGCAGGGGACAUUCAUUGGCUUCCCCUCUGUUUGCAUUUCCUAGUUCGCAUUGAAAAGCUGCUGCAGAGCUUUGGGUCCUGUUGCUCUUUUAAUCAGUUUUUCUUUUUGUGGGGGUGCUGGCACUGAAGAAUCUCUUCCAUGCAAGAAGACGUGCUUUUGGGUCAUGCCAUGGAAUCUUUGAAUUUAAGGUGACCUUGUUUCUUCCAGAUGUGUCCAAUGCAGUUUUAGCUCUUGAAUUUGCUGACCCACCUUAAUGCUAUUUUUUUGGGGUGUGUGUGAAUAAUCUGUUCUCACCUUCUUGGUGUAAAACCGUGGUCCUACUGAGAAGGGCUGCUGGCUGUAAACCUUUUAGUGAUCUCAUGAUUGUGCUAGCUUGUUGUGCUCUCAUUAUGCAAGAAAAUUUCACUGAGCCUUUUAAAAAGUACCUCUGUUACUUGAAAUCAAAUGUGGAUGAAAGGAAGAGAGGAAUGCAAAGGACUGCAUGAGUUUAUGGGCCAGAACAUGUACUGGGGGAACCUAGGAGAGGAGAAAAAACCCUUGCCCCCCCCCCCCCCAGAUCACAAGCCAACAUGGUGUGGGAACAUGACCCAUACGGCUGCAUGUAUUAGACUUGUCUUAUUGGGGUAAUGUCAGUGUGUGCUGUGCCCACUGGGCCAAUCACUAUGCCCCUUUGCUGCAAACAUCCUCACAAAAUCGCAAGUCUAUGAAGAUAGUAAUUGCAUUCUCUUUGUUGUUUUUACUAUGAAAUAUUUCCUUUAUUACCACAGUAACUGGAAGGGGUGCUGGUUUACCCCCACAAAGGACUUAAAUUACUUUCUUGGGUCUAAUUUGCCACAUGAAAGGAGAAUUUAUGUGAUUUUUUGAAGAUACAAAAUCCUAGUUUACCAUCCAUGGUAAAUUAAUAAAUAAAUGUAUUUAGUCAUUAACAGUUAAGAUUCUGGGGGUUUCCUGUUCUUUUCAACAUGGUGCUAUUUGAUGUAUUUCAUUUUUAAAGUGUCUCUUCUUGAUUUGUAGGAGCUCAUUGAAGGAUUAUAACUUUUAUGCCCAUUUUAUGCCACAAUUCCAGCUGGACAGUAAGAAUUCUAAUUGUAGCAAGCAGACCUUUAUUUCUAUACCUUCUUACAAUAUAAAGUGUAAUGUGAUCCAGGAUGGACCUUGUUUUAGAAUAUUGAGAGGUUGUAACCUUCUAAAACUUAAUUAUGGCAGCCCAAAGAUCAGGGAUUGUAUUGUCACUGGAAACCAAGCCAGUCAGUCUUAGUGGAUUUAUGCUAUCUAACUUGAAAGUGCCAAAUGCAGUGGUAAUAGACUGAAUCAGGACAGGGCCAUGCCCCACUCUACCAUUGAGUUUUGGGUCCAGAGAGAAAGAACGGCUUUACUAGUGAUGAACUGUGGUUCAGUACCCCAGAGUAUUGCUGCUGCUCAUUUUCCAUUGGUUCCUUGAAAGCCUCAGCUGAAACCAUGGCUUUCAUCUACUGCUUAUGCAUUAUUCUCCCAUUUAAGUGAAUGUAUGUAUUCUUGUGGCCUAACUGAAAUGGUUUUUGUGUUGUUUAGUUUGCAACAGUAAUAUUGCCUUGAAUUUUUUUAUAUGUAAGUCAUCUAUUUAUAUUGCCUUGAACAGAAAAAUCUCAUAAAUAUGGCAAUCAGAUUUUUAGAGAGCAUAUCAUCUAAACUGAACUUUACAUAUGUACCUUCAAAUAGGCAAUUAUUUUGGUUUGGGGAGCUAGUAAACAUAAUUCUAAUUUCCAAACUGUACACAAUUAAUUAAUAGUAAUAUAAACUAUAUUUUUCCUGUAAGAUUUUGAGAAAGUAAUUAUUGCCGGUUGCCAAGGCUCUUACAAAUAUAUUCCAAACUGUAUAGUGAAGUCAAUCAAAAGCAUUUUGCCUCAAAUAUUAUGUCUGUGAGCAAAAAGUAAGAAUUAACAAAACAUGGAUGCAAACCAGAUCUGUUUAAAUCAGUUUGAAAAUACUUUGUAGGAAUCUGACAAUAGAAAAAUAGGAAAUUUAGCUUUAAAAAUCGCACAUUUGAAUAUUCAAUUCAGCUUACAAAGCCCCACAUCCUUGCCACAUAAGUCCCAUAUUUGGCUCCAUUCAGGUUUGCUCUGGUUUUACAUGGUCAAUAUAAUUUCCAAUAUGCGAAUUAACACCUGUUCAUGGUUUGUGACAUUGUACUGUUUUAACUGUAGUGCCAGACUCAGACCAUACUUUGUAAUUCACAGGAGUGGUCUGUUAUUUUACAGAACAGGUUUGCUCUUGGCAAGUCUGUUUAUAACUGCAGUACUGCUGGGGCUACCUUUCAAUUCUGCAAGGAAAAACAAAAAUGGAAUUUUGUGACACCUUAAAGAUGAACAAAUUAUCCUCUCUAGAAUGUGUAAACAUUAGGAAGGGACUUUUGCAGAGAUUUGUCUUUUCCCACUAUGACUAUUUCCAAACUUUUUCUAGCACUGAAAUUUGGGAGUAUUUCCAGUUUAUUCCAAAUUAGGCAUGGCUGCUAGCUCUUUUUUAGGGAGCAUAUGUGGAUGCUAGUUUUCUUUUAAUUAGGUUGUACUCUUAUGUUACUAUAUGGCUUUGAUUCUGAUUCCAAAGUGAAAAUGAAGAAAACUUGUACCAACCAGGCUACAAUAACUUCAAAAUUUUGUAGCAAUUUACUUAUAAGUAACCAAAAUAAUUUUAUAAUUUUACAAACAGUAACAAAAUGUUUUGGAAAAAUUGUUUGCAUUCUCCCAUUGGAGUAAUGAAAAGAGCUUUUUUAAAUAUGUACAGGUUAGAACGCCACGGCAGUAUAAUCUAAAUACAAAUAUAACAGCUAGCCAGAUUCUAGAUAAUUAACUGGCCUCGUUAAACUUCAUUGGCUGUUAAAGGCAGGUCAGGGUUUUUCAAUGUACAAUAAUGGUUAUAAUCAGGGAGGACAGCACUCUGCAAUUAGUUUAUUCUUAUGCCUCUCGAAAUGUCCUGUGCCUCUCGAAAUGUUUGAUUCUGAUUCCAAGCAUGAAAUCUGGAUCCAGAGUUCUAUUGAAAUAAUCCAUUAUGAAGAAAGCCAUUGGUUAUCAUUGUGGACUGUAAAUUAGGUUUAGAAACUCAAUUUUCUUGCAGUUGUGGUUCAUGGAAAUUUUCUAUGAACCUGGCUGAGGUCUCCUUCAUUUUGAAAAUUGCUGAAUUGUGCUGCAGGCAUCGCGUAGUGGUUACAGUACUGGACUAAGA
Messenger RNA from Sphaerodactylus townsendi, 4772 nucleotides. RefSeq names its product solute carrier family 30 member 10 (gene SLC30A10). Gene Ontology annotation, molecular function: zinc ion transmembrane transporter activity. Gene Ontology annotation, cellular component: membrane. The transcript has 4 exons. Gene Ontology annotation, biological process: manganese ion transport; intracellular zinc ion homeostasis; zinc ion transmembrane transport. The record is from RefSeq and is a predicted model, not a curated record. NCBI's taxonomy places the organism in Eukaryota, Metazoa, Chordata, Lepidosauria, Squamata, Sphaerodactylidae. Bases 1 to 1371 code for a protein of 456 amino acids.